Molecule: messenger RNA, 4520 nt
Organism: Nerophis ophidion (straightnose pipefish)
Lineage: Eukaryota; Metazoa; Chordata; Actinopteri; Syngnathiformes; Syngnathidae
Gene: dnajb4
Product: DnaJ heat shock protein family (Hsp40) member B4
Exons: 3
Coding region: 292-1332 (346 amino acids)
Cellular component (GO): cytosol
Molecular function (GO): protein-folding chaperone binding
Source: RefSeq, a predicted model, not a curated record
UCAAACCGGAAGUAGAAUGAUGUCAGACAUUGAGCUUGACGGAGCUGAAGACUGCUGCUGCCUGCAGGGGAGGAAGAUGCGUGGCUAUUUAAAGGUCCCCCCCUCUUCGAAAUAUCAUAUUUAACACACAGGCUCCACGGAGCUCACCAGUCGCCUCCCAAAUGCUUCUUCUCAUCCGACUGGGUGGACGUUAGUCCGGACUGAAGCAGCCGCCAGAAGCAGCGGCGUUUUUACUCCAUCUCUCCAUUUUCACCGAUAAAAACAUUGGAGCUACAACCCCCCCUCAAAAGGAUGGGUAAAGAUUAUUAUAAAAUACUCGGCAUCAGUAAAGGAGCCUCGGAGGAGGACAUCAAGAAAGCGUAUAGAAAGCAGGCGUUGAAAUGGCAUCCCGACAAGAACAAGUCGGCAUCCGCCGAAGAUAAAUUUAAGGAGAUCGCCGAGGCUUAUGAGGUCCUCAGCGACCCCAAGAAAAGGGACAUUUAUGAUCAACAUGGGGAAGAAGGUCUCAAGGGAGGAAGCGGUCCUCCCACCGACGGGCAAGGCAACACCUUCACAUACACCUUCCACGGGGAUCCUCACGCCACCUUCGCCACGUUCUUCGGGGGCUCCAACCCCUUUGACAUGUUCUUCGGGCGCAAGGCCAACGGGCGCGACGACGAUGACAUGGAGGUGGACGGAAACGAUCCGUUUGGCUCCUUCACCAGCUUCAACCUGAACGGAUUCCCUCGGGACGGGCAAGCCGGCCCCGGAGGACAGCAGCAGCAGCAGCAGGGGUCCCGGCGCAAGCAGGACCCCGCCAUCAUCCACGAACUAAGGGUCUCCCUGGAGGAGGUGUUCCACGGCUGCACCAAGAGGAUGAAGAUCUCUCGCAAAAGGUUGAACCCAGACGGCAGGACCAUGCGCACCGAGGACAAGAUCCUCACUAUUGAGAUCAAGCGCGGCUGGAAGGAGGGAACAAAGAUCACAUUCCCGCGGGAGGGAGACGAGUCGCCCAACGCCAUCCCGGCCGACAUCGUUUUCGUCAUCAAGGACAAGCCUCACCCUCACUUCAGGCGGGAAGGCUCCAACAUCGUGUAUCCGGUCCACGUAAGCCUCAGACAGUCGCUGUGCGGAUGCUCGGUUACCGUGUCGACGAUAGACGGCAACACGUGCAACAUGAAGAUCACGGACGUGGUCAAGCCUGGCAUGAGAAAGACUGUGGCGGGUCAGGGGCUUCCCUUACCCAAAAACCCGGAGCAGAGAGGAGACCUGGUGGUGGAGUUUGAUGUGAACUUUCCCGAAACGUUGCCCGGCAACGCCAAGGAUGUCCUUAAGCGGCACUUACCGGCUUAGGGCCAAGUAGCGAUGCAGCGGGCGGGACUGGCAUCUCCACACAGGCAAAGGACGAAUGUGAGAUAUCACCACUAUUUUUGGACGUUUUGGGUGUUUUUAUAAAUAUCACGCAUGCUGCCAAGACCAUCUGUACGUACAAACCCUGUUUCCAUAUGAGUUGGGGAAUUGUGUUCGAUGUAAAUAUAAACAGAAUACAAUGAUUUGCAAAUCCUUUUCAACCCAUAUUCAGUUGAAUAUGCUACAAAGACAACAUAUUUGAUGUUCAAACCGAUAAACAUUUUUUUUUAUGUGCAAAUAAUCAUUAACUUUAGAAUUUGAUGCCAGCAACACAUGACAAAGAAGUUGGGAAAGGUGGCAAUAAAUACUGAUAAAGUAGAGGAUUGCUCAUCAAACACUUAUUUGGAACAUCCCACAGGUGUGCAGGCUAAUUGGGAACAGGUGGGUGCCAUGAUUGGCUAUAAAAACAGCUUCCCCAAAAAAUGCUCAGUCUUUCGCAAGAAAGGAUGGGGCGAGGUACACCCCUUUGUCCACAACUGUGUGAGCAAAUAGUCAAACAGUUUAAGAACAACUUUCUCAAAGUGCAAUUGCAAGAAAUUUAGGGAUUUCAACAUCUACGCUCCAUAAUAUCAUCAAAAGGUUCAGAGAAUCUGGAGAAAUCACUCCACGUAAGCGGCAUGGCCGGAAACCAACAUUGAAUGAGCGUGACCUUCCAUCCCUCAGAUGGCACUGUAUCAAAAACCGACAUCAAUCUCUAAAGGAUAUCACCACAUGGGCUCAGGAACACUUCAGAAAACCACUGUCACUAAAUACAGUUUGUCGCUACAGCUGUAAGUGCAAGUUAAAGCUCUACUAUGCAAAGCGAAAGUCAUUUAUCAACAACAUCCAGAAACGCCGCCGGCUUCUCUGGGUCCGAGAUCAUCUAAGAUGGACUGAUGCAAAGUGGAAAAGUGUUCUGUGGUCUGACGAGUCCACAUUUCAAAUUGUUUUUGGAAAUAUUCGACAUCGUGUCAUCCGGACCAAAGGGGAAGCGAACCAUCCAGACUGUUAUCGACGCAAAGUUGAAAAGCCAGCAUGUGUGAUGGUAUGGGGGUGCAUUAGUGCCCAAGGCAUGGGUAACUUACACAUCUGUGAAGGCACCAUUAAUGCUGAAAGGUACGUACAGGUUUUGGAACAACAUAUGCUGCCAUCUAAGCGUUGUCUUUUUCAAGGUAAAGUUCUACUCUGCAAAGCGUAAGCCAUUUAUCAACAACAUCCAGAAACGCCGCCGGCUUCUCUGGUCCCGAGAUCAUCUAAGAUGGACUGAUGCAAAGUGGAAAAGUGUUCUGUGGUCUGACGAGUCCACAUUUCAAAUUGUUUUUGGAAAUAUUCGACAUUGUGUCAUCCGGAGCAAAGGGGAAGCAAAUCAUCCAGACUGUUAUCGACGCAAAGUUUAAAAGCCAGCAUCUGUGAUGGUAUGGGGGUGCAUUAGUGCCCAAGGCAUGGGUAACUUACACAUCUGUGAAGGCACCAUUAAUGCUGAAAGGUACAUACAGGUUUUGGAACAACAUAUGCUGCCAUUUAAGUGUCGUCUUUUUCAUGGACGCCCCUGCUUAUUUCAGCAAGACAAUGCUAAGCCACAUUCAGCACGUGUUACAACAGUGUUGCUUCGUAAAAAAAGAGUGUGGGUACUUUCCUGGCCCGCCUGCAGUCCAGACCUGUCUCCCAUGGAAAAUGUGUGGUGCAUUAUGAAGCGUAAAAUACGACAGCGGAGACCCCGGACUGUUGAACGACUGAAGCUCUACAUAAAACAAGAAUGGGAAAGAAUUCCACUUUCACAGCUUCAACAAUUAGUUUCCUCAGUUCCCAAAUGUUUAUUGAGUGUUGUUAAAAGAAAAGGUGAUGUAACACAGUGGUGAACAUGCCCUUUCCCAACUACUUUGGCACGUGUUGCAGCCAUGAAAUUCUAAGGUAAUUAUUAUUUGCAAAAAAAAAUAAAGUUUGAGUUUGAACAUCAAAUAUGUUGUCUUUGUAACAUAUUCAACUGAAUAUGGCUUGAAAAGGAUUUGCAAAUCAUUGUAUUCUGUUUAUAUUUACAUCUAACACCAUUUCCCAACUCAUAUGGAAACGGGGUUUGUACACAGACUUCUCUCCCUUUCCAUCACACUCGCCAUAAAAGUUCUGGUGAAGCCCAACAUGUGUUGUGCCAAAGAAAUGCUUUCUCAAAGACGUGACAGGUUUCCUUUGGGAGUUCGGAGUCAUGAUUACGUUCCACCGUGUGUGCGUGUUGUUUAGAAAUAACCUUGUAAAGCUUGAAUUUUAACUUAAAUAUUUCCAUGUGAACUGAUAAAGUAUUGUAAGCACAUAUGACGGUUUUAUUACUCCAGCUCCAAUGCGCAAAGGGCAAUGUCGAAAACGCUGGGUGUGUUUUUUGCUUCAAACUAGUGAGCAGGCCAGCUGCUGCCAACACUUCACUUACAGAUCUUAUACUCACCACCAGGGGACGCUACAUCACUCAUCACGACAAGUGCAUGGGAGGUCCCUUGGUGGGAUGAGUUGAUGAUGCAGUCAGGGGCCACUUUUGUUUUUAGCUGCAGUCAGCUACACAGUAAAACCCAUUCUUCCUUAAUUUGUAUAUUUUAAGGCCGUUGGGUGUGUGUAUUUUUUACACAUACUUUAUAUUUAUAUGUCUGCAAACACUUUAAUACCUGUGACGAAUCCUUUUUAUUCCGGGUGGAUAAAUACACCUGUUGUGGAAGCGCUCAUGCGACAAGAGUGCAGUGUAAAAGUGCGAUUUGGGAGGCAAAUUGGGGCCAAAAAACUGCAAAUAAGCACAAUGUCCAGCAAAAGUUGAAGUUUUUGUACUCAAACUACCGUAAUACAGUAAUAUCCUUGUCUAUGAGUAUAUACAUGUAUUUUGUCUUCUUGUACAUUAAAAAGGAAAAAUGCAAAUUUCCCUAAAUUCCAUACAAAGUAUGUAGAAAAAGACACCUUUGGGUUAAGUCACUGGUAUCAAACUCAAGGCCCGGGGGCCAAAUGUGGCCCGCCACUGCAUUUUAUUUGGCCCUGUAUCAAUAAAGUACUGUAACUUUUCUUACUAAAUGUAUUAUUUAUUUCUAUUUUGGGAGGAAAAAAAAUUAAAAUGUAAUCGCAAAUUAUGUCAAAACUUAAUCAGAAUCAGAAUCAGAACAGUUUUUUAUUGCCAUUGUUGG